This is a messenger RNA of Cuscuta campestris, 1779 nucleotides long. NCBI's taxonomy places the organism in Eukaryota, Viridiplantae, Streptophyta, Magnoliopsida, Solanales, Convolvulaceae. The record is from the annotation of a GenBank genome assembly.
CUUUCUCAUCUCUCUCUCAUCUCUCUCUAAAAGUCUCAAUCAUACUUCCCAAUUUCUCUCUCUAUUAUUAUUCAUCACAUUUGUUUUGAUUUGAAGAAGAAAACGAGGAGGAGCAGAAGAGUUGGGACUCUAAAAUGGCGUUCCAGGACCACUUCUCUCAGGAAAUGGCUCUUCAGCAGCAGCACCACCACCACCAAAACGCCGCCGUUUUGCACUCCAUGCUUCCCGCCGAUCACCACUCCUCCUCGCCUAAAUCGCCGCCCUCCACCUGGCUCAAUACCUCCCUCCUCCGCCAGCACACCCACCACUUCUCCGCCCCCGCCGACGGCGCCUCCGCCGGAUUCCUCCACCUCCAGACUACGAACUCCGACUCCUCCGCCUCCAACCACUGGCUCUCUCCCACCGGCGAGCCGCCUAAGAGCGACGUCGUUUCCGAGCCGAUUCACGGCAACAACCACGCUAUAGGUAACGAGGAGGGCAGCUGGGAGAGGGAGAGGUGCAAGGCGGACAUUUUGAGCCACCCGCUGUACGAUCAGCUCCUGUCGGCGCACGUGUCCUGCCUGAGAAUCGCAACUCCGGUGGACCAGCUGCCGAGGAUCGACGCCCAGCUUGCCCAGUCCCAAAACGUCGUCGCUAAGUACUCUGUUCUUGGUCAAGGUCAACAGCCUCUCGACGAAAAAGAACUCGAUCAAUUUAUGACACACUAUGUUUUGUUGCUCUCAUCAUUUAAAGAACAACUACAUCAACAUGUCCGAGUCCAUGCCAUGGAAGCAGUCAUGGCUUGUUGGGAACUAGAGCAAUCUCUUCAGAGCUUAACAGGGAUGGCACCUGGUGAAGGUACUGGAGCAACAAUGUCUGAUGACGAUGAUGAACAAGCGGAUAGUGACACAAACUUUUUUGAUGGAGGCGUGGAUGGACCGGAUACUAUGGGUUUUGGUCCUCUUGUGCCAACUGAAACCGAGAGGUCUUUGAUGGAGCGUGUGAGACAAGAAUUGAAGCAUGAGCUCAAACACGGUUACAAGGAGAAGAUUGUGGACAUCAGGGAGGAAAUCUUACGCAAGCGAAGAGCUGGAAAGCUGCCCGGCGAUACAACAUCUGUCUUAAAAGCCUGGUGGCAGUCUCACUCAAAAUGGCCAUAUCCAACGGAGGAAGACAAAGCACGACUGGUACAGGAAACGGGCUUGCAACUAAAACAGAUAAACAAUUGGUUCAUCAACCAAAGGAAACGAAACUGGCACAGUAAUCCUUCAUCCUCCUCGUCUUCUCAGAAAAGCAAACGCAAGAGUAGUGCCGGGGAAAAAAUGAGCAGCGAGCACUUCAUGUGAGGGGCAGAACUUGUAUAGUGGCAAUCCCGUCAAAUCACAUAUCAGUAUACCAAUAGUUAGUACUGGACAUGAAAAUUGAGCUCUCCCGAUAUGGCCAAAUCCGCCCUCGUUGUCUGGUCUUGGCAUCUUGGCAGGUCCAUUCCAUUUGGUAGAGCCUAUGCUUUUGAGUAUUUCUUUUUAAAUACAAUGCGACUUAUAAUAUUUAAGCAGCGGUGCAUAUUUUCUCCCCACUUCUAUUUGGUUCUUUAACGUUUUUUAGCAUCUAUUAUUUUGGGUAUAACCUGAAUGUUAAAUACGAGAGUAGUUAUAUUUUACAUGUCCAUGUUUUGUAAGUUUCACCUUUUUGUUCUAUGUGAAUAUAAGUGGGUGACGCUGUUGAUCAUUGGAGACAUUAGAGUAGUAGUGGAUACAGUAUUUCUAGAUGGAUUAUUUGUCUUGAAUGAACUUAUUUUAC